This is a messenger RNA of Prunus mume (Japanese apricot), 579 nucleotides long. RefSeq names its product chaperone protein dnaJ 20, chloroplastic-like. Gene Ontology annotation, cellular component: chloroplast. The record is from RefSeq and is a predicted model, not a curated record. Lineage: Eukaryota; Viridiplantae; Streptophyta; Magnoliopsida; Rosales; Rosaceae.
AUGAACUUUUCGCUGACUUCAAGCCUAAACAGUGUAGCUCUACCUAAACCUUUUCUUCACCACCAUGAACGCAAACCCACUAUUAAGCUGUCUUUAAUUACAUGCAGAUCAGCCACUAAUUACAAGUCAUCAUCUACUUAUAAGGUGAAGGAUGGAGAAAAUGAGAGCACCAAUUUCUACAAGCUGCUUAGUCUAAAUCCCAAUAUUAAUACAAGCAAAGAUGAGAUAAAGAAAGCUUAUAGGAGCAUGGCUCUUCGAUAUCAUCCAGACGUUUGCCAUGAUCCUUCCAUUUCUUCCACCAAGGAAUUUGUUCGACUGAAUCAGGCUUACAAGACGCUAUUGGAUCCGGUGUUGCGCAAAGAAUACGAUUACGAAUUGGGUUUGGAAAAUUGUGUUGGUACUACUAGGGUUGGUUUCAAGAUGAAUAAUAUAAGAAACCAUGGUGUUGGUGCAGCACAAAAUAGAUGGCGACAACAAGUUCUUGAGUUGAAGAGGAAGUCCAACUGCCGUAUGGCACAGAAGGAAGGGUCGUGGGCAAGCAGAAUGAGGAGGGCUCAUAAUAUUUCUAACAUGGACUAG